UAGAACAUCUCUUUUCUCCCUAUAUCCUCGUAAUCACAAAAUUCUCAAAAAAAAAAAAAAUCCCAAAAUCAAUUCCUCUGUUUCUUUUGUUUCUGGUACAAUUUCAUUUCUUGAUUUCGGUUUCAGCUUCAGGUUUGUUUGGAUCAUGGGGACUCCCGAAUUCCCAGAUCUAGGCAAGCAUUGUACAGUUUCCGAUUGCAGACUCAACGAUUUCUUACCCUUCACUUGCGAUCGCUGCAAUCAGGUAUAUUGUUUGGAGCACCGAAGUUAUAUAAAACAUCAUUGUACAAAACCCAACAGACAAGAUGUCACUGUUGUUAUAUGUCCACUUUGCGCCAAAAGUGUUCGUUUAAUUCCAGACAGAGAUCCAAAUGUGGUUUGGGAACAUCAUGUUAACACAGAUUGUGACCCAUCAAAUUACGAAAAAGUCACAAAAAAGAAAAAGUGCCCUACCCAAGGAUGCAGAGAGACACUAGUUUUCUCAAACACAAUCAAGUGUAGGGAUUGCGAAGUAGAACAUUGUUUGAAACAUAGGUUUGGACCUGAUCAUAAAUGUCCAGGACCCAAAAAGUUGGAAACUAGUUUUUCAUUCAUGAGUCUUUUGAAUUUGAGUAGUACUGGUAGUAGUAGUAAAGAAGAAUCGAAAUCUAAUUCGACUUCGUCGAAUUGGACUUCAAGCCUUCUUGAGUUGGCUUCUAAAUGGAGUGGAAAAACUCAAGAUGAGAAAUGUCCACUUUGUGAUGCGAAGUUUUCAUCGGUUACUAGUUUGGUAGAUCAUGCGAAAAAAGUUCAUGAAGGAAGUAGCAUUACGCGAAAUGGGGUAAAGAAGGUGUCGAUUUCUGCGUGCCCGAAGUGUAGUAAAGGUUUUCUUGAUCCGAAUUCUCUUGUGGAGCAUGUUGAGAGAGAUCAUGGUGGAAGUUCUUGAGACUGGUUUUCAAGUUGAUGAAAUAGAUACUAGCAUUUUCUUUGAUGGAUGAUCUUGUGUGUAAAUAUUAUUUUGCCCUAUUUGAUUGAAAAAAUUUGUGUGAAUAAGAAAUUGAAGAUGGAAUUAGAUUUUAA
Vicia villosa (hairy vetch) is the source of this 1059-nucleotide messenger RNA. Its product is annotated as zinc finger AN1 and C2H2 domain-containing stress-associated protein 16-like. The record is from RefSeq and is a predicted model, not a curated record. NCBI's taxonomy places the organism in Eukaryota, Viridiplantae, Streptophyta, Magnoliopsida, Fabales, Fabaceae. Bases 146 to 925 code for a protein of 259 amino acids. Gene Ontology annotation, cellular component: cytoplasm. The transcript has 2 exons. Gene Ontology annotation, molecular function: zinc ion binding.